This is a messenger RNA of Mercenaria mercenaria, 16937 nucleotides long. RefSeq lists its product as uncharacterized. The transcript has 18 exons. The coding region runs from base 271 to 7836 and encodes 2521 amino acids. NCBI's taxonomy places the organism in Eukaryota, Metazoa, Mollusca, Bivalvia, Venerida, Veneridae. The record is from RefSeq and is a predicted model, not a curated record. Gene Ontology annotation, molecular function: protein binding. Gene Ontology annotation, biological process: SCF-dependent proteasomal ubiquitin-dependent protein catabolic process. Gene Ontology annotation, cellular component: SCF ubiquitin ligase complex.
CAAAGACAAGCACUAAGUAAAUUUUUUAAAACAUAAAUCAAGCAUCAGGCACCUGCCAAGUUCGAUUGCUUCCAGAUUUUAAAGCAGUUAUAUGAAAUUCAUAUCAAAAUAUUUGCAAACCAGACUAAAGAUUGUUUACUGGAAACAAAAUGGAAGACAGACAUUCCCGGUGGGACAGUUCUUUAAUAUGACAUUUAAAUUCACCAAGUUGCUCAUUAAAUGCAUCAAGAUAUAUUUAAAGUAAAGAUUUAAAGUAACUUGAAGGAGAUAAUGGAUGAAGAGGAACCAGCUGAAGGUCUUAAUGACCUGAGAAAGAAAAGACUAGCAUACUUUGAGACACUUAACCAGACUGAAAAGGAAUGUGAGCAAUUAUUUGAUUCUGAUAGGAGAAAAUUUGAUGUCUCUAGAAGAAAGAAUGGUGAUCUACUUGAAGCUGUUCUAUCUGACAAGCAACAUAAAGCUGAUGAUAUAAGUUACUAUAAAAACAGAGCUGAUAAAACUGAACAUGGAACAGAAAAUGUAAGUGACAAAGUUGGUAGUAGUAUCAUUAAUGAUUCUGAGAUGAGAUUUGAAAAGGAAGAGACAAGUUUCAUUGCUGGUCAUAUAAACACAGAAUUGCAAGACCUUUCAUUGAAUGGCUUUAGAGAAAAACAAACAGUUGAUACUGUUCAGGUAGUUAAAACAAAAUCAGAUUCAAAAGCUGUGAAAGAUAAAGAACAUAAAACUGAUCUGCAUCAUUUAAAGACUUCUUCAUUUUAUUUUUCUAAUCCUGAACAUGAACAAGCUGAAGUAAAACACGAAACAGAUAAGAAUUCAGAUGGUUUAGAUGCUUAUAAUGAAACUGUUGAAAGACUGAUAAGGGCUACUAAGGAAGAAAUUUUAGGAAUCAAAGUCAGUGAUGAUAUCUGGACAAAUUUUCGUAAAAAGAAAGGUGAUACUACUAAAGAUAUAGUGCAUGAUAAGACAAAUGAAAUGUCAGACAGGACUAAAAUGCAAUCAGAUGUUACUGCUCAAAUUGACUGGAAUAAUGCUUCAACUAAAAAGACACCAAGAGACUUCAGAAGGUCUUUUUCUGAGACAGGUUGCAAUGAAAAUGCUCAGAAAGACCAUAAUGAUAAUAUGAUGAAAGGAUAUGAGCAUAAUAGAAAGAGCAAUAUUAUGCAUAGGGAACAUAGGUCUUCAUUUAGCAACUCAUAUGACUCUAGACCAAUCUUUAGCCAUAGCGAACCUGCUCAGAAAUUCCAUCAUGAUCCAGGGGAAAAUCAAACUCGUAAAAGUUCCAAUUCUUCAAAAAUAGAAGAAAUAUUCAGUUCAAGACAAAUCAUGCAUUCUCAAAUACCAAACAGUGCAUUUACCCAAGAGUCUCGAGAAUUUGAAACAAUUAAGCAAGUCACUAGUAACUCUGUGAAUCAGUCUUGUGAUUUUAGUGACCUUGGUCUGUCAACGCAUAGACCAGAAUCAGAGAGAACAGAUAAAGCUAAGGUUGAAGCUGAUGAUAUCAACCUCGGAGAUACUGUUACAAAAGAACUGAGAACACUCUUAGGAGAGGAAAAGUUUAACCAGUUUCUCAUGAAAGCAAAAAGAGACAUUGAUGACUUGCAUCAAGAUAGGUCCAACGAAAAUUCAGCCAGGAAAGAUAAAACACCAAGGCUUGUGAAAGAUAAACCAGUAAAGCCUAGUAAACAUGCAGUGUCUAGUGAGCUCAAAGCAGACCAGCCAAAAUCAAUUCUGAAAAAUAAAGAUAGUGUUGUUCAAAAGACAGAUAUAGGCACUAAGGAUCAAGCAAGAAAACAAAGAAGCUUGUCUGAAUCUAAGGAAGUACAUAGUAGUACAUUUAUCCAUGAUUCCAAUGAUUUUACUCCUAGGCGGACAGAUGCUGAGGCUGUUGAAAAUUUAAUUGGAGAGUUUGUACUGGCCAAAGAUAUUUCUGACACAAGUAAGAGGUUAACUUCAAAUCCAGCAUACAAGAAGAAAACGGCUGAAGAGAAGACUACUGAAGUUGAGGAAAAUGUUAAGAAUACCGUUCCUGCAUUGAAUCUUGAAGAUAUCAAUAAAUCUGAAUCACCGAGACCAAAGUUGAACAGGCCGAAGCAUGAACCGCCAACAAUUUACCAAGAAAGGUCUGAAAAGGAUGUAGAGCAGCAUGAAAAAAAAUUGGAUAGAGAUGUAAAACCUAACACAAGUAAAAAUUAUGAACAGGUUACUGUCCCACGGAAUGUGGCAUUUUCAGCCAAUGAAAUUUAUAACCAAGCAUACGGAGCAUUUUAUCCUGGUCAGGCACCUUUAGUGAGCCCCAAUUUCCAUGGGGGAUCUGUCAUACACCCUCAGUAUAGUUCCCCACCUGGCACAGCUUACAAUGGUCCAUUAACUCCAAGCACGCCAGUCAUACCAAGUCAUGUAAUUCAGACUGUACACCCAGAUCAGUUUCCCAGUCAGGGAGGACAUACAAAUUACUCGGAAGAAUUCAACAGUUUCAAGAACUUUUCACAUCAGGCAUACGGUAGUGACAGACCUCAGAUACCCCACCCACCCGGUCAGCAAGGGCUUCCAAUGAAUGUGCCACACAAUUCGGUAUAUGCUAGUACUCCAGACUUCAGAAGUUUUGCACCUACAAAUGUUCAGAGGUUUGCUGCACCCGUCCUGUCUUCAGAACAGCCUUUCCAUGUACCCCAUCCACCACAAACAUCUAUGCCAUUGAGCCAGAGUUUUAAUCAAACAAAUGUCCCAGUGCCUUCUUCAAAUUCACAAGGUAUCCCAUUUAACUAUCCGUAUCAGUACCCAGUGGGCAUAGACCAGAACAUGGCAGCUAUAGUCUCUGGACCAAAGGUAUUUCCUCCUUAUCUACCAGUAGGCAUUGGGAGCCAAGUUUUCACACCUCACCCUCCAACCAGUUUGGGAGCCCAGAUAUACCAACCAGGCUAUGUGGCACCACCUUCAACCUCAAAAGCAAAAGAUGUUAGACAGGAUAUGUCACAACAGCCACCUCCAACACCAACAACAUCUAAUGUAGAAGUUCAAACUGACAGGGAAGAAAUUACAGCCAAUGAAAAAGAAACUGUAGUUGAGGAGUCAACAUUUACAUCAGUGAGUCAGAUUGUGGACGAGGAAAAGUUCAUACCCCACCCACCUGCAAAAAGGAAAGAAGGAGGGCCAUCUCCCAGGCGUCCUCACCAUGCGAAAGAUCUGGCAGCAAAGAACACACAAAAUUCAAAACGACAUAUAGAUGGUAUAAGGCAACACCAUGAACAAAGAAGACAGCAGUAUGAGGAUGAGAAGCUUUCAGAAGAUCAGAUUAUAGAACGACAGAAAAAGUUUGCCAAGGCGUCGCUCGAUAGGUAUUUCUCAUCUUUGGAAAAUAUCUACUCCUCUUCCUCAAAAUUAGGAACCUCAGGCAUUAAUUCUGAUACAAAUUUGUCAGUGGUUGAGGAUGAAGAGCAUGUGGAAGUAUCAAAUGAGAGAGAAAAUGAACUAGGAGAACAAACUGUCAUUGAUGACGUAAUGAGUAAUGUUCCAGUAAAUGCUGAAAUUAAGAUUCAUGAGAAUGAAAUACAUGAAGAAAAUGUUAAAACGGGUGAUGAAUUCAGACCAGUGGUUCAUGGGUUUGUGGACUUUUCUGAGAAAGAAGAGGUUAAAACCACAGAAAAUAUUUCUAAUAUCAAACAGUUUGAAAUGGAUAACCAUGUUGAUGUGUUUGAAAAAGGCAGAAAAGAAUUUGAUAGUGACACUUUAGUGAGUAGUAUGGCUAAUACUGAUGCAACACUUAAUGCUGGUGGUGUUACUGAGCGUCUAAAUGAACUUGGUAUAGAUGUUUCACAUGUUAAACAUUCUGAAAUGGAUAAAAAGCUAAUCAGAGAAGAUAAAAAGAAAGCUGGAAAGAAAGAUAAAAUUCUGAUUGUCUGUCCUGAGUGCCAAGGACUUAACAAAGAGUAUAUGUCUUGGUGCACAAAAUGUGGGGAAAUGAUAAUUGGGGUUGAACCAGUGUUGGUUAGCAAAAAUAGGGAAGGUAAAAUACGAACAAAACCUCUUAAUAAGGAUGAAAUUAUAGUAAGUGAAGAAAUCCGAAUUAAAAAUCCUGAAUUGAAAGAAAUUGAUACCAAAUUAGUAACCCAUGCUCAUGAAGUUAACUAUGUGCAAGAAUUAGAUGAAAAACCAUUCACUCUUAACCUUGAAGGUAUUAAAUCUGAUAAAGAAGAACAUCUUGAAGUCUUUGAAAAUAAGAAAGUUUCUCCAAUAAAAUCAGAUGGAAGAGACAGUGGACGGCCUUCCAGUGAUGAUCCAGAUUUGGAAUUACAAACACAGAAAAUUGAAGAAGAAGUUGUAAAUGAUAUUUGUGCUUCGAUCUCUGACCCAGUAUUAAAAGGUUAUGUGAAAUCUCAUUUUAGUAAAUCAAAGUCAUGGCAAGAUAAUGAAGGGAAAGUUGGCAAAACAGAGUUAGACGAUGACAUUGAUAGUUUGGUUAACACUACUGACACAAAAAACUUGAAGAACAUUGAAAAUGGUACACAUCAUGAUGUUGUUAAUAUUGUUUUUGAUACUAAAGAUAUUUACAAUAAAGAUGAUCUAGCAGAAGUCGAUACUAGACAUACAAAAUCUGAAUUAAUAGGCAGGCACGGAAGUGAAGAGGACUACAACCCAGCUAAAUAUGAAACACAUAAUGCUCAUGACAAUGUUAAAGCUAAAAUUGCAAUGUUUAAUCAGAAUAUGUUUGAAGAUGAUAUAGAAAAAAGUCAUUUACACAAAUUCAAAAACCAUGGAAGUUUUAGUCAUCAUGAAUAUGAGGAGAGAGUACUAUCUGAGCCUCCGCCUCUUCCAAACUUUAGUGCAACUCUUCCUGUAUCUCAUAAUGAACUCUCCUUGAAGUUACCUGCAAACUCUUUGGACUAUUCCACAGAUGUGUCACAAGUUGUUUCUAAUAACUUUGAAAAUAUUCAUAAAGUUACUGAAAAGGGAGAUAAUGUUGUUGAAGAGGAAGAGGAGACUGCUGAAGAAAAAGAACGUAAGAAAGCAGAGAGAAGACAGGAAAGGAGAAAUAAGAGGGGUCAUGGUGCAAUUGAUGUGGAAGUGUUUGGAUAUGAAGAAAGCAGAGAAAGUAGAAACUCAAGUCGGGCAAAUAGAAUGGUACCUCUGCUUAAUCUAGCAGGCAACAGUAGUGAUGAAGACGACAGUGUCCACUCAGAUUUCAAACCAGUCAAACCAGAUUUUAAACAGGAAGUGAAGCAGAAAUCUGGUUCCAUGAUACAACUCAAAGCAUCAGUCAGUGCAUGGGGACCAGCUGUCAUCCAGGAAGAACCUCAUGAAGCUGAAGAGUCAGUGUCAUGGCAACAGCCAUUCAGAGAAGAGAACAUAAAUUUAGACAAAAGCUCAUUCCCUUGGAAACAAACACCUGCAUCUUUAACUUAUGAGCUUCAAAAUCCCGUUGAACAAGUUAACCUGCAAGCAAAUACUGCAAAUAACGUCAGUAUAAAAGAAGAUAGUGCAAGGUCUCCAGAAAUUGCCAGCCCAGAUAUUGUGCAGGAAGUACAUGUACCUAAACUGGAUGUACAUAGAACUGAGCCGGCACAUGUUAAUAUGGAGGACAGUGAUGAAUGGAAACACCUGUUUGAUCCAAAUAUAGAAAUACAGCAGGAAGAACAGGAACCAGGUGAAGUUGCAGAAGAUGAAGCUGUAGAGGGGAACCAGCCAUUUCUAAUGCAGCUUAUCAACCAACCAAAACCUCAGAAAUCCAAGAAGAAACCAAAAUCUGCAAGAGGGAAACCAGUCAAAUCUAAAGUGAGACAGUCUAUAGAAGAACCCGGGUACCAGCGCAAAUGGAACCGCUCCAGUACAGCCUGGUCAUCAUACAAUCAAGGAGAACUUAAUACAAGCUCAAGUUUGAGAUCAAGUUCGGAACUGACAAAAUCAAGACCUUCAAGUGCCCCAAAAUCACGUUUUUACGGAAGCAAAGAUACCAGAGCAUCUUUUAACCAUGAUUUGCAAACAUCUGCUGAGCAAGACUCAUCAGCGCGAGGUUUUCUGGGACAAAAUAGAAGACCAGUCAGUGCUCCAAAGUCUCGUGCUAAUAGCAGUAGCGUGCAAGCAUCUAUAAAUAUUGACGAAGAAGCGUCUUUAAACCAAGAUGUUAGAGGAAUUUCCCCAACUAGAAGUUUGCCAAAAAAGAACACAAGACCAGUCAGUGCUCCAAAGUCACGAAUGCAUUCCAGUGACCUGCAAGCUUCUGUUAGCACUGAUGGUUUAGACAUCAUGGGAAGGCAAAGUGUGCAAGCUGCUGUGCCUAAGACUCGCAUUGAAAGCAUUGAUAUGCAAGACUCUGUGAUAAAUAAUGAUAACAAAGCUUCUGAAGAUCCAGAUGAUCAUUCACCUCAGCUUGAAGACCAUGUUGAACAAACAUCUUCACCUCCAGGAGCUGCCUCUGGAAAGAAAACUAGGCCAUUCAGUGCUGAUCUGCAAAAACGCAAAACUCAGAAAAAGAAGAACAAGAAAGGUGGUGAUAUUGACUUUGACCUUGAACUUGACCUUAUCAGUGAGAUGGUGGAACAUCGCCUGCCAAAACCAAGUGCAAUUGAUAGACUUACAGUGAAAUCACCAGAAUCAGCAGACCCUGAGCACAUGGCAUCGCCAAGAUCAACAUAUGACAAAUACAUUGAAAUGACACCACGUAUACAGGCUGGUACUGUAUCAAGGUGGCAGUGUUUACCAGACGAGAUUCUCAUACAUGUCUUCUCGUACCUGGAUCAGUCUUCAUUGACAAAAUGUGCUCAAGUUUGUCAACAAUAUUACAGAGUCGCCAUGGAUGAAACUUUAUGGAAAUACAUCACAAUAAAGAAGAAUGACAUAGAAGACAGUUGUUUAGAGGAGAUAGCUAGACGGCAUCCUGUCAGUCUCGCCCUGAUACAGUGUCAGGGUGAGCGGGUCACCGCCCGGGCGCUCAGGGAUCUCUUCAGAGAAUGUGCUCAAUCUCUCAGGGAGUUGAAUAUAUCACGUUGUAGUCGAGGAGCUCUGAAUGGUGAUAGUUUGUUACUUCAUGCCGCGGCACGAUGUCACAAUCUGACACAUGUUGAUGCUAGCUGGUGUAGUCUGACUGACAGUGGUCUCAUGGCAAUCUCUAACAGCUGUUACAGACUUGAGAGCUUGUGUAUCAAUGGUUGUAGUGCAAUCAGUAAUGAUGGACUUGAGACUGUGAUGAAGAAACAUGGCUGUCACCUCCGUGUCCUUGAGAUGUUUGGAUGCUUCAAUCUAUCUCCUAGAGGACUUAGAUCAGUCGCUAACAACUGUAUUAACCUCCUAACCCUCAGUCUAGGACAGUGCUAUAAGUUGACAGACUCAUGUAUAUCACAACUAUCUACAAGUCUGGGUCGUGUAGAGUCGCUGGACUUGAGGGGAUGUAAACAGAUCAAAGAUAACUGUAUGAGACGAGUAGUGAAGAACUGUGGAAGGCUCAAACAUCUGUCCCUGGCCAACUGUCCAAAUAUCACUGAUGUAUCCAUACUGGAAAUCUCUACCUACCUCACCGAUAUAAGGAGUAUAGAUCUGUGUGGUUGUAAGAAUAUAACAGAUGGAAGUAUUCGGGCAUUGGUUAACACCUGUACAAACCUUAGACAUAUAGAUAUAAGCUCAACAAAUUGUACUCAUAGAAGUGUGUCAAUGAUCGCUAACUUCAGCGGACAGAGAUUGGAGACACUGAAGAUCAACUUCCUGUCAGAUGUCACAGAGCAGUCGCUUAUUAAACUGGCAAGACAUUGUCGCCGCUUGCAGUCUGUUCACAUGUAUGGCUGCACAAGUGUUAGAAAUAUUGACAAAGUUAAAGAGGAAAGACCUUCUUUCACAAUUGAAAUGUAAACAAAAAUCUACUGGAAAAUGAGCAAAUUUUGAGUGCUGACUUACUAUAAAGUAUGAGGAUGAUGAAAAAUUAUUGAGAAAAAAAUGUUUUUCAUUUGUUAAUAUCAUUAUGAUAAGGGAGUUUGUUACAGUGAAAGUCAUAGUUCAGGGUAUUCAUCUGGAACACAUAGAAUCUAACUGGGUUCAGGUAUAUGGAAAUGUAAAACACGACACAAAUAAAUGGCAACUUACGCCCAAAUUGACAAAUCUGGCAACACUACUAUCUUUGAUAAAUAUAACAACAAAUUAUAUUUAAUGUAUAAUAACCUUACAUAAUCAUAUGAUAGAAAAUAGUUAAAACUAGAACUGAAAAGUUCAUUAAAGUCUACAUUGUAGGAUUUUACUAUACACAAAAACGUUAUCAAAAUGUGAUUAUCCUACAGUAUACUCUUAUUGAAUGGCUAUAUAUAUUGGAGACAUUUGUGAAAUGGGUUCUUUAAUUCUUAAAAAAGUCGCCAUAUUACCUAUACUUGUGUGGAUGCAACCCAACAACAACAACAAAAUAAAAUAAUUCUUACAACUUUGGCAGUCUAUUUCUUGUUUAAAAGUAGUUUGCUAGGUUAAGAAAUACAUUUGAGUAAGAUGUAAUAAAAGUGUGACCAUGAUUUAUCUGAGUUUUCUAGGAAUUGUUUCUUUACCAAGUGAUACUAGACAUGUCGGGCCAACCUGUUAUGAAGAAUUUACUUUUUUUUUUACAGAGUUUUAUUCUACUGUCAAUGAUCAUUGUUAAAGUUUUGGCAGUAGCCCAUUUAGGCUAUAUAUUAAAGCCUAAAUUUUGUGAAAAAGAACCAAAUUUCCAGUGGCUAGUAGUUAAUAUUGUUUUUUCUUAAAUGUUUAGUCUGCAUUUAAAGGGAAUAACCCACACAUUUUAGGCCAAAAGAAAUUUCUCUCAAAAAUCCAUAAAAACUGAGUACUCUAUAAGUGACUAGUGGAACAAUUUUAUUGUCAUAAGAUUUUUGCAACAUAUUCUUAUAAAUAUCCAAAUAUAUUGUGCAGGAGAUAGUAAACCAUUGCAAUGCUUUUGAAAUAAUACUGAAACUUUACAUACUUCUUGCAUUUUACAAAUAUCUAAUUUUUAUUUUCACCCACUUCAUCAUUUUUCAGUGUCAUGUGUACUAAAAUUUUACCCAAACUGGGGGCGAGUAGCUUUAAAGCAGCAUAACUCAUUUACAUAACUUAGUUAUAGACUGAAGUAUAAUAACUUGACAGUUGGAUAAUUAUUUUUUCUGAAAAGAGUGCGCAUGAAAAUUAAUAAUCUUGGACAUCCAGAGUAAAUGUGAAACUAGCUUUCAUAUCCAGACUAAAUGUGAAACUAUGAUUUAAUAUUUUAAUCUUGUGUUUUAUCUAUCCAGUACUUGUUACUUAAAUUGUGUGUGUAACUGCCUGAACUAAAGAAUGAUGGAAACGAUGUAUUUAUAUGAUCAAAAUGAUGUAUUUAUAUUUAUAGAUUAAUUUACCCAUGAAACGAGAAAUUUUAUUGUAGCAAUAUUUUAUAAACAGGACAAAUGUAGACAGCUGUUUUAUCAGAUGACUAUGUCAGUGCUUCCUGUGACAAGAUUUUACUAGAAAGUAGAAUGAUUAACCCUUAACCUGCUGGAGGCAAGUGAUUUGCCUUUGCAACCUUACUGCAGACCAAGAUCAGCCUGCACAUCCAUGUUAGCUGUUUAGUCAGUAAAUUUUCAGUGAACACCCCUUUGAGUAAUAAGUGAUGCUGCCCAAAUUGAAUGAUGGACCAGUCCAUUUUAGAAAUUUAGCAGGGUAAAGGUUAAUUAAUAGUGCUGAGAGUUGCUGUUUAUUUUGCAUUUAUUGUCAAGUUUGCUGUUUGAUUAGAUUCCGUCCAGUAUUAUCAUUUCCAUUGUUUUUCUGUGAUAGAUUCCAUUUAGGGUAUUUAGUGGUUUAUUGUAAUUCAUUUUGCAACAUUGUUUUAUUUUUCUUUAGCAAUGAUUUUUUUAAUGCUUAUUUGAUCAAACCUUAGGUUGAUAGGGUGGUAGUGGCUUCUUAUUAAGAAAAUUAACUUCUAACUUAUCUUAAUAGCACUGACCUCCAGAUGGUACAACAAUAUUGAGUAAUAAAAAGAACAUUUUUAGAUAUCAGGAAACUAUUGCCAUUUUUCUUAAGAACCUAGGCUUUAAAACAUAGCUACUGACUGAUUAUAUGUUCUGGAAAUACAGGAGAAUUAGUUGUUUUUACUAACUUUUUCAUUCAGAAUUGAAAAGCAUUUGCAACGGAGGUAAAUUGCCUUAAUUAUAGAGCUUUAUGUUUAACAAUCAUUAUGUACAUAUUCCUAAAUGGUGUGUUGGUCAAGAAGGUAGGAAAAUUUUUCUUGCUGAGGCGGUCCGUGUUCGAUUUCCAACUUUGAAUUUCUUUUUUCUUGAUUUCGCAUUUUGUAAGAUUGUUCAGAAAUAAAAAGUCAUGUUCUAAUGUUCAUAAUAUGACCAAACUUUAAUUUAGAAAAAGAUCAUAUUCAGCCACAAUCUGGAGUCCAGUCCCUUUAAUUUAUUGAUUGCCCCAUGUGGUUCUGGGACGAUCUGUGUAUGAAAAGAAUUGGAACCACUGCCUUACCCUUACAUGAUUGUAAGAGGCGACUAAUAGGGUCUUAACACUUGGUUUUGCUGUAACUGUGAUUCCAACAGGUAUGCAAAUUUUGAUUCCAUACCUCAUGUUUUUAUUUCGAUGUAAAUGAGAUGUGAAACCAAAAUUUGUAGUCCUGUUUGGUGCCAUAUAACCUAUACUGUGUUGGUGCGCCUUAAAACCCAAAUAAAUAAAUAAAUAAAUUUAUUGAUUGCCUUUUGAAUAUAUAUAUAUAUGCUUAUGCAGGUAUAGCCAGAAAGUGUCAACAUCCUGGGAACUUAUGCAGAGAGUGAGAGCACUUCAAUUGCAUGCAUGUUUUUUACAAAUAUGUUCUCCACCUUUUGAUAUAAUUAUGUUGUACGCUAUUUUAGUUAGGUGAAUGCUAUAUUGAUUGUCCGGAAAAAAACAUGUUUGAUCUGCUCAAAUUAAUAUAUUUCAACGUACUACACAUAUGUAUCAUGUUGGCUUUGCUGUGGAAUUGUGUAUAACUGUUGCAAUGAACUGUGUUUUUGACUGCUACAAUGAACUGUGUUCAUAAUUUGUUAAUGCAUUUACUUUGUACUAGUAUAUGUUGUUGUUUUGUGUCAGUUCAUUCUGUCAUGUACAUCUAACUGCGUUUAAAGCUGUACCUUCAAUGAAAUUCAACACGAGAUUGGAACUUAGUCAUGAGUGUUUGAGUGGUUAUAGCUAAGUGAAUUGCUCAAAUUUUCAAUGGAUAACACACCAAUGUCAACUCCUUUAUUUAAUAGGAGCUAGGACAGUUUUUGUCAUUUCCGUCUGUUAUUUCAGAUGCAAUAGUUUGUGCUAUAUUGUUGUUGCUAUCUUGAUACAUUUUCAGAGAGAAAAUUGUCUUUCUUGACAAAAAAGUAUUUGCAAAUUUUAUUUUAUCCCAGUACAUACUAUAAAAACAAGUACCGGUAUGUUUUUAGCUCACCUGUCACAAAGUGACAAGGUGAGCUUUUGUGAUUGCGCGGUGUCCGUCGUCCGUGCAUGCGUGCGUGCGUCCGUAAACUUUUGCUUGUGACCACUCUAGAGGUCACAUUUUUCAUGGGAUCUUUAUGAAAGUUGGUCAGUAUGUUCAUCUUGAUGAUAUCUAGGUCAAGUUCGAAACUGUGUCACAUGCCGUCAAAAACUAGGUCAGUAGGUCUAAAAAUAGAAAAACCUUGUGACCUCUCUAGAGAUCAUAUAUUUCACAAGAUCUUCAUGAAAAUUGGUCAGAAUGUUCACCUUGAUAAUAUCUAGGUCAAGUUGGAAACUGGGUCACGUGCCAUCAAAAACUAGAUCAGUAGGUUUAAAAAUAGAAAAACCUUGUGACCUCUCUAGAGGCUAUAUAUUUCACAAGAUCUUCAUGAAAAUUGGUCAAUACGUUCACCUUGAUGAUAUCUAGGUCAAGUCCGAAACUGUGUCUCGUGCCUUCAAAAACUAGGUCAGUAGGUCAAAUAAUAGAAAAACUUGUGAUCUCUCUAGAGGCCAUAUUUUUCAUGGGAUCUGUAUGAAAGUUGGUCUGAAUGUUCAUCUUGAUGAUAUCUAGGUCAAGUUCGAAAGUGGGUCACGUGUCAUCAAAAACUAGGUCAGUAGGUCAAAUAAUAGAAAAACCUUGUGACCUCUCUAAAGGCCAUAUUUUUCAUGGGAUCUGUAUGAAAAUUGGUCUGAAUGUUCAUCUUGAUGAUAUCUGGGUGAAGUCCGAAACAGGGUCAUGUGCGGUCAAAAACUAGGUCAAUAGGUCUAAAAAUAGAAAAACCUUGUGACCGCUCUAGAGGCCAUACUUGUGAAUGAUCUCCAUAAAAAUUGGUCAGAAUGUUCACCUUAAUGAUAUCUAGGUCAAGUUUGAAACAGGGUCACAUGCAGUCAAAAACUAGGUCAGUAGGUCAAAUAAUAGAAAAACCUUGUGACCUCUCUAGAGGCCAUACUUUUCAUGGGAUCUGUAUGAAAGUUCGUCUGAAUGUUCAUCUUGAUGAUAUCUAGGUCAAGUUUGAAACUGGGUCAACUGUGGUCAAAAACUAGGUCAGUAGAUUUAAAAUUAUUAAAAUCUUUUGACCUCUCUAGAGGCCAUAUUUUUCAAUGGAUCUUCAUGAAAAUUGAUCUGAAUGUUCACCUUGAUGAUAUCUAGGUCAGUUUCAAAACUGGGUCAUGUGCGGUCAAAAACUAGGCCAGUAGAUAUAAAAAUAGAAAAUUUAGAAAUUAGUGAGAAUGUUCACCUUGGUGAUAUCUAGGUAAAGUUCAAAACAGGGUCAUGUACCUUUGAAAACUAGGUCAAUAGGUCAAAUAAUAGAAAAACUUUGUGACCAGAUUUUUCAAUGGAUCUUCAUGAAAAUUGGUCAAAAUUUUUAUCUUGAUAAUAUCUAGGUCAAGUUCAAAACUGGGUCACAUGAGCUCAAAAACCAGGUCACUAUGUCAAAUAAUAGAAAAAACGAUGUCGUACUCAAAUCUGGGUCAUGUGGGAAGAGGUGAGCGAUUCAGGACCAUCAUUGUCCUCUUGUUUUAAAUAUUUGACUUUAUGGCCUUUAUCAAGAUUUGAAAUACAUUAUAUAGUUAUGUUACAUCCAUUUUUCAAAUAAUAUAGCUUUUGUAAUAACCCUUUUUGUCUGCAUCAGCGUCCAAGUCACAAAAGUUUUGCAUGUAAGUAGAUUUUUAAAAAACUACACGGCCAAUUUCUUUCAUACUUCAUAUAUUUCUUUGGCGUUAUUAGUUGACCACCCAUGACAAGUUAUACAAACUUAGACUUCCUGGUUCAAGUUGUACAUGUAAGCAGGAUUCUCAUAAACUAUAUGGCCAAAUGUCUUCAAACAUCACACAUAUUUUUAGCAUCUUGAGAUGACCUCAUGGGUUUAGAUCUAUAACUCUAGCUUUUAUUUUGCCCCUUUUCAUUGUAGAAAAUUUGCUUAAAGUUUCGCAUGUAAGCAUGUUUCUCAGGAAUUACACUCACCGGAUGUUUUCAGAUUCUCCACAAUGUCUUUGGCGUCAUGGAAUGACCUCACAUGGCAAGGUUCAUAAGUCAGGCUUACAUUUUGGAAAAGGAAUGUUAUAAAAUGUUUCUAAAACUUUUGGAAUUAAGCUGCUGUUAGGUGGAAGGGCCCCAGAUAGUCGGGAGCACUGUCAUUAGACAGCUCUUGUUAUGUAUGCUGUUACAAGGUAUGAAAACACUAAAUGUUAUUGUUUCAAUGAUUUAGUCAUGACUCAAUGUAGCUUUUCAAUAUUUUGUUACAUUUAUUUGCCUGAGAGCAGAAAGUUUUGUUUUAUGGAUAUUUUAGAUAUUAUUUAAGUGGAACAAAAAUGAUAGAGAAGAUUUCUUUGAAGGUGACAUUGAAAACAAUUAGCUUGUUUGACACCAUUUUGUGGUAUAAAGGAAAAAUACUGUAUGAAGGAAACAAAGAAAUGCUUACCUCACUAUUCUUUUUUUCUUCACAAUUUACCUCAUUAUAUCAAAAGAUCUGCUAUAAAAAAUAUAUAUCAACUUUUCAUAUUUUUCUUUAUGUUAAUGUGUUUCUGCUCUAUGUGACCUUUACUUAAGCAAAGGGAGUUAAUUUUAUUUUUGUGUUAUGUCAUCAUCAGUGGCUUUGCAUAUAGAGUGGAAGUGUAAGGCGCAACGCGGCACUCUAAACUUUUUUUUCAACUUACAUUGUAAAAGUGUUUAAACUAAACAAAUGAAAUUUAUAACAUUAAUAAGAUAGAUUUGUCUAUUUUUGGCUUAAUACUCAAUUUCGAAUUGAAAAUCAGUUUUUUUUAUACAGAUGACUAUAUAGUUUAUCUUUAUAUGUAAAUUUACCAGAAAUCAAUUCAUUAUGCAGUACAUAGUGAAAAAAACAACAACCAGUUUUGAAAGCAGGUUAACUUUGUUUUCUAUAGUUGGCAUCAAGGGUUGUUCAUAUACUGGUACACUGGAUAUAACACGAAAAUAACAGUAAAAGUAUACUGUUUGAUGUACAUUUUCCAUUUUUAAAAAUUGAUCAGGAUGACAUGUUUCUGGAGAAGAUGGCUACACACAAUUCUUUUUAUUAUUUCUUUGAUGUUAGUGUCUUUUGAUAUUUCUAUACAAUAUUUAAAGGUAAUUAGCUUUGUAUCGGGAAAUAUGCACGAGUUCUGCAGCGGAAAUAUUGUGUGACUUGGGGAGCGCAGUAUUUUUCCGCUAAAGAACGAGUGCAAAUUUCUUCAUGCAAAGCUUAUAAUCUUUUCGUUAUAUAUGUAUCUACACAUAUCAAUAUUAUAUGAAUGUUAUGAAUUUGUUCAAUGGCCGGUAUAAAAUUGACAAACUGACGUAAAUAAAAAUAAUUUAUGCAGCAACACACAUUUAAAUGACGUCACACACCCAAAUGUCAGUAUGGAAAAAUGUUGACAUUUCCGGUUCCGUGGUAACACAUAACAGAAUACAAUUUUUUUUUUUUAAAGUAGAAGUUUAAUUUAUCUAUAUGACCAGUUAAGGUCAAGGAAAGAUAAUAGAGUAAAGAUCUUUACCAAGAGUCAUUUAAAUAAAGAAACAUAUUCUUCCACACGCCAAAGUACCUCACUUGUUGUAAAAGAUUUGUUAUCUAGAUUAUUGUAUAUGUACCAGUAUUGUACAUGUGUGAUAUCUUAUUCAUUGUACAUGUGUGAUAUCUUAUUCAUUGUACAUGUGUGAUAUCUUGUUCAUUGUACAUGUGUGAUAUCUUAUUCAUUGUACAUGUGUGAUAUCUUGUUCAUUGUACAUGUGUGAUAUCUUGUUCAUUGUACAUGCAUGAUAUCUUAUUCAUUGUACAUGCAUGAUAUCUUGUUCAUUGUAUAUGUGUGAUAUCUUGUUCAUUGUACAUAUGUGAUAUCUUAUUCAUUGUACAUGUGUGAUAUCUUGUUCAUUGUACAUGUGUGAUAUCUUAUUCAUUGUACAUGUGUGAUAUCUUGUUCAUUGUACAUGUGUGAUAUCUUAUUCAUUGUACAUGUGUGAUAUCUUGUUCAUUGUACAUAUGUGAUAUCCUGAUUAUUGUACACUUGUGAUAUCUAGAUAAUUGAACAUGUUUGAUAUCUAGAUUAUUGUAAAUGUACCAGUAUUGUUCAUAAAUAAUGUUUUCAACUAUGCAAUGUUUUCACUUAGUGAUAUUGUUGAUCUGUUUUUGUAUUUUUCUAGAUGUGUUUGUUAUUGUUUGAGAAAUGUUUAUUGUUGUUUUUGCCUUUAAUGUGAUCUUUGUAGAUUUGUAUAUACAUGCUUUAUUUAUUUACCUGAAAAAAUCAAUUGUUAAGCAUAAUAAUAGCAACAUUUAAAAAAAAAAAAGAACAGUUCCUUAACUGUUCCUGGGUUCAUCACUGUGGUGUUGAAUUUUGUGUUGGAUGGUAUGACAGGAUUAAUAAUAUACGAGGGUUGAUCCAAAAGUAAUGUCAAUGGAGCCAUAAAAAUGUGUAUAAUGAAAUGAAAACAACAUAAAUUCCCGCUCAAGUACCUUGAUCUAUUUGUAAUAUUUUUUGAAAAUGUCACAAAAAAUUGUUGCUUAAUUAUCAAGAUAUCGACAUGCACAGAAAGCAUGGUAACGAAGAUCGCCGCACGUCAAUGACAUUAUUGACGUCAGAAAUUCAUAUGUGGACAAUAAGCAAUAACAGGUCUUAGCAUUACAUAAUGCACUUUAAUCUGCGGGGAUGCCACUAUAGUUUUCACGGUUGAAUGUUGAAAGUCGCAAUAACACAUCAUUAUAAUUUCAUAUCAAUAGGUGUAUUGUUUUGAUAUCAGUUAGUGAUUGUCUUAAACAAAAAUGUUUUUUUAAUUGCAAUUUUGAUAGAAUUGUCAUUUUGCUUAAGGUGAAAUGUCGUGAGGGAUGAACUUUGAAGUUCUAUAUUUUGAAAACUAAAAAUAUUUAUCCAUGUAAUCGUGGUUGAAUUAGCUUACAUUUUGAUCAAGUUUGUAUAAUAAUGCAACGUUGAAUAAAUAUGCAAUGGACGAAGUAAGAUUACUUCUGGAUAAACCUUCAUAAAAAUCUCAUGUUUUAUUUUACAUCCGUUAACAUUUUUUGCUUAAACAGUAUGUGUCAGCAGUAAAGAAGAAAAGCAAUUUUUUUGUGAAGUUUAAAAUAUUUUUCAAAACAUUUAUAGCAUAUCAGGAGUCAUUUUUAUUUUACAUGCAAACUGCUUCUUGAAAAUUUUGAAUUUUUGUCAUAUUUUUAUUUACAUGUAUGCUUGUAGGAAUAAAGGGAUUUAAUUUGUCUCCUGAACUAGUUUAUAGUAGGAACUAAUACAUUGGCUGUAAUUUAAGAUGGAUCAUUAUAAAACUUAUAAUUUAGUUUUACACACUUCUUGUUGACUAUUCUCCAGUCUUGUAAAGAAUGAUGGCUAAGCCAUGUUCUUAUGUUUUAUUGUCACAAAUAAUCUGAUGAUGUUACUGCAGAUUAAAGUCUUUGAUGAAAAUUAUACAGUAGUUUAACUUAAAUCAUGACUGAAAAUAAUGUGUGAACCUGUCAGUACACAAGUAUUUCUCUCUUUUUUUGCUGUUCAAAUAUGAACACUUCAUUUACCAAUAAAAUCUUUUAAAGUCUUAA